Messenger RNA from Leptopilina boulardi, 537 nucleotides. Its product is annotated as zinc finger MYM-type protein 5-like. The record is from RefSeq and is a predicted model, not a curated record. NCBI's taxonomy places the organism in Eukaryota, Metazoa, Arthropoda, Insecta, Hymenoptera, Figitidae. Bases 1 to 537 code for a protein of 178 amino acids. The transcript has 2 exons.
AUGUCAAGUGAUAAAAAGAAACCGUCUGGUUUUGAAUUUAGAAAACGAAAAGCGGAGAAAAUUCAGCAAUUAGAACAUGAUAAAAAGUUUAUGGAUGUUAAAAAAUAUAUAAUUCAAAAAGGAAAAGACGUAAUCUCUGAAGACUGUAUAAAAGUUCCUUCUGAAUCAAGUAUUUCCGAAAGUGUUUCCAUAGAAUUAGUGAAUGACAUACAUGAAAUUGAAAAUAAAGAAAUAGAUUUAAAUUGUGUACAAGAUACGAAAAACGAGGAUAUUAUUGACAAUUCACAAGAGAUUUUACAGUUGUCUGAUUGUGGAAAUUGGCCUACCAUUCGAAAUAAUAGUCUUAUCGAUGAGUUGAUUAAAGGAGGUCCAAAUCAAAUUAAAAUUGACAAUUACCCUCAAAAUGGAGAAGGUCGACAUUUUUCAAACUCAUAUUAUACUAGAAAACUUUCAAAUGGCGAAGUACUUUGCAGACGAUGCUUACCGAAUGUGGAUAGAAACAGAGAUGAGGCUAAAAACAGGAGAAACUAUCGAUAA